AUGGAGAGUCCUUGGAGAAUUUGUGUUUGUUUCUACUGCUGUAUUCACUGGCUUUCUUCUAGCAUCCAGUGUUCCCCUCACUCCAGGGAUCGUGUAGUGUCUGACAAGACUUCUGGGUUACUGGUAGCUCCUGAGGACAACACCAGUAAGCUAAAUCCAUUGUUGCGGCUUCCAAAAAGUGUGAGACAUGGAUAUGCCCUCCUGCCUCCCCUUCUCAAGGUGUUGUCUGACCAGGAACGCCAGAACUGGGAAGGUGAGACUCCAAGGCUACAGCCAGACUCCAGAGCCCUUAGGUACAUGAAGAGGCUAUAUAAGAUGUCUGCUACCAAAGAGGGAAUCCCAAAGGCCAACAAAAGUCACCUUUAUAACACUGUUCGACUUUUCACUCCAUGUUCUGAAUGCAAGCACCACCCCAGGGGCAUAAUGAAAGGAGACCUUCACUCGGUGGAUUUACUCUUCAACCUGGAUCGUGUUACUGCUCUAGAGCACUUACUCAAGUCUGUCUUGCUCUAUUCCUUUGACACAUCAGUUCCCAUUUCUGCCACUACAUGCAUGUGCCAUUUAUCUGUUAAAGAGUAUGACUUUUCUAAACAAGUGUGUCCGAGUGUUUCACACUCUAUAGCUUUUAGUUUGCACUUUGAAUUUAGAAAACGCAAGUGGGUUGAGAUUGAUGUGACUUCUUUUCUCCAGCCUCUAAUUGCUACUAACAAAAGAAAUAUUCAUAUGGCUGUGAACUUCACUUGUCUGAUGGGUGAUCCACAACAUAACACUAAACAGGAAAAUUCCAUUAACAUGGCACUAGUUCCCCCUUCUCUUCUUCUUUACCUAAAUGAUACCAGCGAGCAAGCUUAUCACAGGUGGAACUCACUUAGACACAGAAGGAAAAUUCCAGUACGGCCCAGGCAAAGGAAGAGUCUACUUGCUGAUCCUAUGGAUGACCAAGGGAAAGAAAAUAUACAGAGUAAAAGGGCUUCUCGACGACGAAGAGAUGAGAAUUUGAAAGAAGCUCCAGCAACUCCACCUUAUAACUUGAGUGAAUAUUUCAAACAGUUUCUGUUUCCUCAGGAUGAGUGUGAGCUUCACAACUUUCGUCUAAGCUUUAGUCAACUAAAAUGGGACAAAUGGAUAAUAGCACCUCACAGAUACAGCCCUCAGUAUUGCAAAGGUGACUGUCCAAGAGUAGUUGGGCAUCGUUAUGGCUCUCCUGUGCAUACAAUGGUACAGAACAUAAUAUAUGAGAAACUGGACUCAUCUGUUCCAAAGCCCUCUUGUGUUCCUGCUGAGUAUAGUCCAUUGAGUGUCUUAACGAUAGAGCCUGAUGGUUCUAUAGUCUACAAAGAAUAUGAAGAUAUGAUAGCUACUAAAUGUACUUGUCGGUAG
This is a messenger RNA of Rhea pennata, 1380 nucleotides long. RefSeq names its product growth differentiation factor 9 (gene GDF9). Gene Ontology annotation, molecular function: cytokine activity; growth factor activity. The coding region runs from base 1 to 1380 and encodes 459 amino acids. The transcript has 2 exons. The record is from RefSeq and is a predicted model, not a curated record. NCBI's taxonomy places the organism in Eukaryota, Metazoa, Chordata, Aves, Rheiformes, Rheidae. Gene Ontology annotation, cellular component: extracellular region.